Messenger RNA from Funneliformis geosporum, 2265 nucleotides. The record is from the annotation of a GenBank genome assembly. NCBI's taxonomy places the organism in Eukaryota, Fungi, Glomeromycota, Glomeromycetes, Glomerales, Glomeraceae.
AUGAUACCUAUAAUUAGGGAAGAAAUUAACCCAAAACAAGCUUUAUUACAUCCAAACUCUUUAGCAACUCUUCAGUUUCUCUCUAAAAUUCAUAAUACCACUAAUCAUUAUAACUUUUUAUGCGUUUCCUUGAAUAAUUCUUCUCAAAAAUUAUAUCUAUCUUGUGUUUUAAAUGAUGAAUUGGAAGAAAAUGUCAUUGCUUUACCAAGGUGGCUAUCGUUAACUUUCAAAAAAGUGCUCAAUAGUGGCGAAUCUUUGGAGAACGUAAAUGUUCAUCCUAUAGAUAUAUCAAAAGAUUUAACCAUUGUAAAGAAGAUUUUUUUGAUAAAAAUAUAUGGUGAUGUUUGGAUACCUUCCAGUAAAUCAUUAUAUUCUUCGUAUAUUCAAUCAUCCCAAAGAGCAAAAUCAUAUAAUCCGGAUUGGCAUGAAUUAAUUCUAAGCCAUUUUGACGGACAAGUGGUAUCCAAGAAUUCGUUAUUAUCUGAUGUUAUUAUGGAUCACAUUUGUGUAUUUCGCGUAGUGAGUUUGCAAUUAUCCUAUAAUGACGAUUCUGCACUUAACGUGCAGGAUUCAUCAUUAAUCGCUAAGAUUGAUCAACAUGAAACAAAAGUUGAUAUUACAUCAUCAUUCGUUCCACGUCAAUUAACACCGAUUGUAGGAUUUACUGAUGAAUCUGAUUCUCUUUAUCAAAUUAUAAGUGACUCAUUUUUGAACACUGAAAUUCAUACAAGACUCGGAAUACCAGAAACAAAAACAUUAUUAAUCAUAGGUUCACACGGAAGUGGUAGAAAAUCAUUAAUACAACAUGUUUGUAAUAAAUUAUCAGCGACAUUAUUCAUGAUAUCAUUAACAACAAUGAUAAUAAAGCAUGAUAUGUUCGAAAAUAUCGAUGAAUAUGAGGAGAAUCCGUUGAGAAUUAUGUUUACAAAGGCUAUGUUAUCUAUACCAUCUGUCAUCGUUAUAAAAGAUCUUGAUGCUCUUGCUGUUAAUGAGCAAGGUUAUUCUAUAGGUGAAUGGAGAACUAAAGUUAUUAAUAUGUUGGUGAGAGAAAUUCGAGAUAUUCACAAGGCUGAACAGGUGUUUGUGAUUGGUCUUACAUGCGAUAAAACCAAAUUACCAAGAGAAUUAUGUAAAAUUGAAAUAUUUCAACAAGAUUUUGUCUUAUCAAUACCGUCAAGAAAACAACGCGAAUUAAUAUUAAGUUUCUAUUUGUCGAAAUUAAAAUUAUCUUAUUCAUGUAAUCAAAUGAUAAAUAAUUAUAUUACAAAACUUGGCCUGAUGACUUCAGGAUAUGUACCAAGAGAUUUAAAGGAAUUAUGUAGAUUGGCGGUGCUAAGAUCGCUUAAUAAUGUAAAUAAGAAUGCCAGUGAUGUGGAUCUCGUUGAAGAUCUAGCAAGGCUUACGAUUAACGAGAGCGUAUCAAGCAAUGAUGGAGGUAAAGGUGAUCACGCCAGUUUAUCUGUAAUAAUUUCAUGGAAUGAUUUUGAAUAUGCUAUGUCUAUCAUAUUUCCAUCACAAAAAAUUGAAUUUGAAUCAAUUUUACCACAACGAAGAUGGGAUGAUAUUGGCGGGUAUGAAGGUAUAAAAAAGAAAAUAAAACAAAUUGUAGAAUGGCCAAUUAUUAAACAUGACGCUUAUAAAAGGUUAGGUGUUGAGCCGCCAUCAGGAAUACUACUUUAUGGAUGUGGAAAAACUAUAAUGGUACAAGCAUUAGCUACAGAAUCCUAUAUGAAUGUUAUUUGUAUUAAUGGUCCAAAGAUUUACUCAAAAUAUUUAGGAGAAACCGAAAAUGCCAUAAGAAAUUUAUUUAAAAGAGCAAGGCAAAUUAUACCCUGCAUUGUAUUUAUUGAUGAAUUAGAUUCUAUAGCAUCAAGACGAGAAUUUAGUAGUGACGGUACAAACAGAAUUAAUGAAAGAGUAUUGAGUACAUUAUUAAACGAAAUGGAUGGACGAUUCGACCAAUUAAUUUAUAUCGGAUUACCUAAUGAAUUCGAAAGAUUUGAUAUACUUCAAGUUAUAUCAAAAAAAGUUUCAUUUGGUGAUAAUGUGAACUUAAAUGAACUUUCAAAAAAUACUAAAAUGUAUAGUGGAGCUGAUUUAGAAAUUUUAAUAAGAGAAUCCGGGUUAUGUUCUUUAAGGGAGGAUAUUUUAAGCACAAAAAUAAAUAAUAAGCACAUUGAAUCAACAUUAAAAAAGAUGAAUGAAACCAAAACUUUAGAUGAUAAUCAAUUAAUAAUUUACGAAAAUUUUUGUAAAAGUAAAUAA